CACUACUCAGUCAUGUAGGUUAUGUCGUGGGAAGUAGGUAGUGUUCGUGUGGCGUGUCUCUCAACGAAUAAUAAUAAAUCAAUGCCCGGUGACUAUGUCUGAGGAACUGUUGGUGGUUCUAAAUCGUAGUGAAAACUCCGGUUUCGGUUUUUCCCUGUUGGGAAAACCAGGCCUGCCACCCAUCAUCUACAACAUCUUGGACGAUUCCCCGGCCGCCGAGAGCGGAGAGGUGGAAGUGGGAGAUGUCAUCCUGAAAGUGAAUGAAACUGACGUGAAUCGUUUCAGUACGAAAGAAGUUUUAAAAUGCCUACGAUUAUCGUCAGAUCCUGUAACACUAAAAAUAAAACGUGAUCCGAAAAUCAAAGCGACCGUUCGCAAGCACCUCCUCUCUGUGGGCGGCGACAGCGCCGCCCCCCGUCCCCGCCCCGGCCCCCUGGUCCACCAGAGCCAUGUCCGCAACGGCAGCUGCCCCCCCGAACAGCAAUCCCUCCUCUCCGCCCCCGACGACGACAACGACCGCCUCCAAUGGGAGCCUUUGGCAGCUAGCGACAAAAAGCCCACCAAACCCAAAUUCGAGGCUUACAUGAUGACCGGCGAGCACAUCCUCAACAUCUCGCGCAUGCCUAAACAACAAAAAAAGAUUGAGAGUUUGAGGUACCACAACAGCCACACCCAUCAUCUACGCCACCAGCAACAACACAAUUCGGUGCCAAACAGUCCCAACGAAAUGGAUAUGGGCUCGAAGGGCAACCAUCACCAUUGCAAUUCGGCCAAUACUUCGCCCGUGAGUGCCAACAAAUGGGAUUCUACCCACCCAUCGCCGGGCUCGGGUGAUGGGUCAAAGUACAGCAAUUUCGUACGGACGAGUCGAUCAGAGGAUCAAUUACAACCACAAAAUUGUGGCAUUAGUGCUGGAAAUAUUGAUGCAGACGAUGACGAUAUCACCAGCUCGCUGAACACGCUUUUAGACACACGACCCGAGUCCGUCAGCGCCUCGGGGGACAGUGACCGCAUCGUGUGGACGUACAACGCCCCGCCAACCGGCGACCACCAUAAAUUCUGCCACACCCUCUCCAAUGGUAGCAGUUCGUCCCAUAGUAACACCUCCCCAUCGUCCAGCCCUCUUCAUUCCGGUUCGCCGGCGUCUCCCACAUCGGUGUCUUCCUCGGUGAUGUCUAGCCAAUCAGGUUCGCGUCGACUUCCGUAUACGCCUACUGGAGGCGUGGUUGCACCGCCCACUAACGGCGAUUUUAGCGUAUCGGAAGCCAUUUCGAACAUCUCAAGUCCGGAUUAUCACGAUGAUGAUAGUAUGGGUAUCAGAGAUUGCGUGAUGGAGAUUAGUGAUCAUAGUGAUAGUGAUAGUACGCUUUUGGUUUCUGAACCAAGACAAAGGCAGAAUAGUGAUCAUAGAAUAGUGAUACAAGUUAAAGGACCGGAUAAUCGAGGAAAAACCUGUGAUAGUCAGAACGAAAUGGUCGAACAGGCCGACCUUGACGAGGACGGCGCCCGAAACCCUUCACCACAGUCGUCCGAAGACGAAAGUGACGUCGAAAGUCUCCAUAGUUUUCAUUAUUCACCAAAAGCGGUCGAUUUACCUUCGGCCAUCCGAUUGGCUAAACGACUCUACAGUCUUGACGGUUUCAAAAAAUCGGACGUUUCUCGACAUCUGAGCAAAAAUAACGAUUUUAGUCGCGCUGUUGCCGAAGAAUACCUAAAAUAUUUCAAUUUUGAAAACGACACUCUAGAUAUAGCCCUACGAAAGUUCCUCAAACAAUUUUCUCUCACCGGCGAAACGCAGGAACGCGAGAGAGUUUUGGUUCAUUUUUCUAAGAGAUAUUUAGACUGCAAUCCUGGUUCUUUUAAUUCGCAAGAUGCGGUACAUACGUUGACGUGCGCCAUCAUGUUGCUCAAUACGGAUCUACAUGGACAGAAUAUCAGCAGGAAAAUGACCUGCAAUGAGUUUAUCGAGAAUUUAUCAGGAUUAAAUGAGCAGGAAAACUUCCCGAGGGAUGUUCUUAAGGCGCUGUAUCACGCUAUCAAGAAUUAUCCCCUGGAAUGGGCACUCGACGAGGAUGCUGAAGAUGGCGCCACCCAAAUGCCGAAACCUGGCGAACAAAUCGGCGCGAAUCCCUUUUUGGACGUUCCGAUGUCCUCGAAUGCCAUCGAAUACAAGAAAGGUUACGUCAUGCGUAAAUGCUGUUACGAGGCCAACGCCAAACGAAGCCUUUGCUGCAUUUUUCUAGCACCGUUUCACAAGCGUAGCUGGAAGAUGUUUUAUUGUACAUUGCGGGAUUUGGUGUUGUAUCUUCACAAGGACGAAAACGGCUUCAGGAAGAACCAAAUGGGUGAUAAUUUCCAUAAUGCGAUAAGGAUACAUCAUGCAUUGGCCACCAAAGCCAACGAUUAUACGAAGAAGAUGUUCGUUUUUAGGUUACAAACCGCCGAUCAGGCUGAAUAUUUAUUUCAAACUGGUGACUCGAAGGAAUUGCAAUCGUGGAUUGAUACGAUUAAUUUUGUGGCGGCUAGUUUCUCGGCAGCUCCGCUAGAGGCCGCUGUUGGGUCGCAAAAGAAGUUUCAAAGGCCGCUCUUGCCAUGUAGUCACACCAAAUUAAAUAUGCGUGAGCAACUACGCGACCACGAGGAGAGAGUACUCAGACUGGAAUCCGACUUGGAGGAGCACCGUAAAUCGCCCCCCGACAAAGGCUCCAAGUCUUUAGUCGUCCAAAACUACAAAGAGAAAGAAUCCUAUUUGACAUUCGAGGUGAAACGCUACCGCACCUACUCGUACAUCCUUCGUUCGCGUAUCGCCCAAUUCGUGGAGCCCCACCCAAUAAGCCUCGUCGAGAACAGCAUCGGCGAGGUGGACGAAGCCGCCGCUGGACCAAUGGAAACGGGAGGCGUGGUCGUCCCGCCCCCUAUUCCCGACAGGCCCGCCCCCUCCACCAAUAGGUGUAGUUUUUCUGUGCACAUUAUGUACUUCCCCCGAAUUUGCGACGCAAGGUUGGUGCUCAUUUCUUCUAUUUUCUUCUAAAAACUCACCAAAUGCUUGCCUAAUCGCAUGGCUUGGGUCUAGAAUGCAUGAUAGUUGUUUUGUCUUCUUCUUUUUUUUGUCCAUAACACACUUGAUACUAAUUUUUUUUUAUUGCAUGGUAGGAGAGGCCCCGAAUGAAGAUAGAUGAUUGGAGUUAAAAUUUUGUGCCGAUUUUACCAAAGAAAAUUUCGAACGAAAAAUCACCGCGCUUGCUAUUUUAUGUAUAAAAAUGUAGCUUUUAUGUAAAUUUUUAUUUUAAAUACACUACAUAUUAUUUAUGUAUAUUGUUGAAUCAAUAAAAUGACCAAAUGUUUAUACCCGAAA
Messenger RNA from Tribolium madens (black flour beetle), 3355 nucleotides. RefSeq names its product PH and SEC7 domain-containing protein (gene Efa6). Lineage: Eukaryota; Metazoa; Arthropoda; Insecta; Coleoptera; Tenebrionidae. The transcript is spliced from 15 exons. Gene Ontology annotation, molecular function: guanyl-nucleotide exchange factor activity; protein binding; phospholipid binding. The record is from RefSeq and is a predicted model, not a curated record. The coding region runs from base 95 to 3031 and encodes 978 amino acids. Gene Ontology annotation, biological process: regulation of ARF protein signal transduction.